AUGGGCAUAGAGAGCUACUUCCUAAAGUACGUUAAGGCGACGUACAUAGCGAGGAGGAGAAGCGAAAUGAGGAAAACCAUAGAAAAUUUGAAAAAUAAUAUUUACACAUACAACAAUUAUAGCUGUAAAAAUAUAAAGUAUCACAUGGGGGAAGAAGAUACGUGCGAUGGGAGUAGCCACUACAGCGUCCAAAUUGAUGAGCAGAUCCAGAAGGUGAUGCGUUUUGUUAAUCCUCUCCGGUUUGAUGAGGAGAAUAUCACGUCAAGCAGCCCUCCCGAUUGGAGUUACAAUCAGACGGAAUGUCCAAGUGGAGACAAUAAUGAAAGUUUCAACACCGACAGUGGGGGGAAACCUCACAGAGAAAGAAAAAACAAGACGUACAUUUUAAAUUAUAGAAUAAAUCACAUCGUAGGAAAAAGAGGAAAAAGGGAACAAUACAGAUACACCUACUUGAAAUCCCCAUUCAAAUACAAAUAUGCAUUAAGACAUUACGUUUUCGAAAAAUAUAAAUACCAUUUCUAUUUUUACAAUAUAACUCACUUUAAUAUACAUAUAAUUUUUAACAUAAUUUUAUCCUCCAUGACAAGCCAGACUUCUGUCAAGUGCAACAUCCACUGGUUCUACCCUGGGAGGAAUUUAUUCGAUUCUGAAUUUUUGCGGAAGUGUUUUCUUCCCCUGAUUGAGGGGAGGCACGAUGGGCAUGCGGACCAGUCAGUAAUAAAUUCGUGUGUGAGGAAACACAUCGAAGAGGCAUACAAUAAUGCGGUCCAUAAUGAAGAGGGGGGGAACAAAUUACUUCCUCCACGGAACUUCGACAUCAACUUAGACUUGACAAAAUAUAAUAUACAAAAUUUGCUCCCCCUAUUUUUUGAAAAUAAAUCAUUCAGUCAGAAUUAUAAAAAUUUGCUUCUUCUGGAGGAGAAAUGUUUCAAACAAGUCAAGAGCAAAAUUAGGAAAAAAAAUUUCCACUGGUUUUUGAAUAAAAAUCCAAAUGGAUAG
Molecule: messenger RNA, 999 nt
Organism: Plasmodium coatneyi
Lineage: Eukaryota; Apicomplexa; Aconoidasida; Haemosporida; Plasmodiidae
Exons: 1
Coding region: 1-999 (332 amino acids)
Source: RefSeq, a predicted model, not a curated record